GGCCUCAUAAAAUUAACGAUAAUAAAAUAAAACCAUUUUUUUUUAUGUCGCACACAACUAUCAAUUGAGAACGGGUGUGUUAUGAGGGGCCAUAAAGUAGUUAUACCGGAAAGGUUGCGGGGGAAAGUGUUGUCUGAAUUACAUACCUCUCACUUAGGUAUCGUUAAAACUAAAGCGGAGGCACGUUCAAGGUUAUGGUUUCCCGGUAUAGAUGAGGCGAUAGAAAAAAUGAUAGGUUCGUGCGACGUUUGCAUUCAAUUACGCCCAUCUCCGGCGCGGGUGCCAUUAGCACAUUGGGACCUACCCCCCACGGUAUUUUUUAGGCUCCACAUUGAUUUUCUGGGUCCCAUAAAUAACCACACAUAUUUAAUCGUUGUGGAUGCAUAUUCCAAAUGGGUGGAGGUCUAUGAUAUGGGAAGCUCGACAUCAUCAAUUUCGGUCAUAGAUAAAUUAUGUGAUUUUUUUUCAAGGUUCGGAUUACCUGCGGUAAUCGUAAGUGAUAACGGUGCAUCUUUUUGUUCGCACGAAUUUACCGCCUUUUGUAACUUAAACGGUAUACAACACAUGACGUCACCGGCAUACCACCCGGCCAGUAAUGGCCAGGCGGAAAGUAUGGUCAAAGUUAUUAAAAAAGGAAUCAAAUCGAGUUUACUAACAGGUCGUAAUGUACGGGAUAGUAAGGUUAAACUAUUACAGUACUUGUUCAAUUACAGGAACUCCGUUCAUUCUACCACCGGCUCUUCACCAACUGAACUAGUGUAUGGUCGCAAACUAAAAACGCGUUUAGAUUUACUGCACCCGGUUACGCCAACGCCCUCAUCCUUAUCGGUCACCCUUGCUAAUGUUGUCAAAAAUAAACAGUGUUCGCAGAAUAACAAGUUGAAUAGGAAGAACAAUGAAACCUUUACAACCGGUGAACGCGUUCUAUACAAAAAAUUCACUAAUAAAAACAAGUUCACUUGGUCGAAAGGUGUAGUUGAAAGAAGACUAGGUAAAGUUUUAUACUUAAUAAAAGACAUUACUUCUUCAGUGUUUAUUAAAAAACAUAAAAAUCAUAUACUUAAGUACAAAGGUACAGAAAGUAACUGGGACUAUUGUGACGCACUGGAUUGUGACUUACCUGAGACAUCCUUACCCUCUGCACUUCAAACGCCGCCGCCGCCACCGCCGCCGCCGCAAACGCUGCCGCCGCCGCCGCCACUCACGUUUUUGAGAUACUUCGUCGUGCUCGAAAAACUCAUGUGCUUCACUCUUCACUAA
Messenger RNA from Cydia amplana, 1260 nucleotides. RefSeq lists its product as uncharacterized. The coding region runs from base 82 to 1260 and encodes 392 amino acids. Gene Ontology annotation, biological process: DNA integration. NCBI's taxonomy places the organism in Eukaryota, Metazoa, Arthropoda, Insecta, Lepidoptera, Tortricidae. The record is from RefSeq and is a predicted model, not a curated record. The transcript is spliced from 2 exons. Gene Ontology annotation, molecular function: nucleic acid binding.